Messenger RNA from Rhinolophus ferrumequinum (greater horseshoe bat), 588 nucleotides. RefSeq names its product FAU ubiquitin like and ribosomal protein S30 fusion (gene FAU). Bases 139 to 540 code for a protein of 133 amino acids. The transcript has 5 exons. The record is from RefSeq and is a predicted model, not a curated record. Gene Ontology annotation, biological process: translation. Gene Ontology annotation, cellular component: ribosome; cytosolic small ribosomal subunit. Gene Ontology annotation, molecular function: structural constituent of ribosome; protein binding. Lineage: Eukaryota; Metazoa; Chordata; Mammalia; Chiroptera; Rhinolophidae.
CAAAUAUCAGAGGCCCUCGCAGUCGCUUAGUAGUGACGUGCGACGCAGUAGGCGGUGAGGACGUGUGCGCCCUUCCUCCUUCCUCUUUCUCGACUCCAUCUUCGCGGUAGCGGUAGCGGCCGCAGUUCAGUCGCCGACAUGCAGCUCUUUGUUCGCGCCCAAGAUCUACACACCCUCGAGGUGACCGGCCAGGAGACUGUCUCCCAGAUCAAGGCCCACGUCGCCUCGCUAGAGGGCAUCGCUCCAGAAGAUCAAGUCGUGCUCCUGGCAGGCACGCCCCUGGAGGAUGAGGCUACCCUGGGCCAGUGUGGGGUGGAGGCUCUGACCACUCUGGAAGUAGCUGGCCGCAUGCUGGGAGGUAAAGUCCAUGGUUCCUUGGCCCGUGCUGGGAAAGUAAGAGGUCAGACUCCCAAGGUGGCCAAACAGGAGAAGAAGAAGAAGAAGACUGGCCGAGCCAAGCGGCGGAUGCAGUACAACCGGCGUUUUGUCAAUGUUGUGCCCACCUUUGGCAAGAAGAAGGGCCCCAAUGCCAACUCUUAAGUCCUUUGUGAUCCUGGCUUUCUCCAAUAAAGCCACAUAGCCCAGUCA